AUGUGUUUUUUCCUACCUAUAAUUGUCCUUCUCGUUGCCCAGAGAAACCGCCGUUCGGAGCUUUCGGUUGACGCUCACUUGAUUGUUCGCAGCCUUGUCACCGGCCGUAAUCAUUCAAUCCUCGUCAUGCUGCUCGCUUCAUUGCCUCGUUUUUGCUUCGACGUCGCAAUUCUAACCGUCAUCCGAACGUCGCUCGAAACUCCGGAUAAUAUUGAACCUUACUAUCAGUUCGUGAGUUUCUUGGCAGCUCCGCUUACUGCCCGUCUUCUACCCGAGUUUAUCGACAUAGUUACCAUGACGUUCGAUCGUCAGUAUAUUCCAAUUCAAGAAUUUGACAACACUUUUGAAAGCUACCAUUUUAUCGACCGUGAUGUAUUGUUCCAACAAAUCUGCAACGACGCCUUCCGCUAUUUUUCCUUGUUUGGAGCUAUAACCGUCAUUUGGCCAUUUUACAAAUAUGACGAAAGCGCAAAAUCACCCAACGUUCUUCGUAAAAAUCUAUGCGUGGCUCUGUUCAUUUCCGCAAUAUUCUCUAUCAUUCUCAACAUUUCGGUAUUGCCGCAGCUCAAUUCGGUCUUGAUCUCAAUUCUGCUCGUCAAUUUCCCAAUGAUCUUCUUGUGCUUGAUCCUGACUUCAAUGAUUAAAAAAUCCCUUGGGCCAUGCAGUUCUCCUAGUGAUUGCAAACGUCGUCAAUUGUUGUGUUCGAUGUUUUCCUAUCUUUUUGUCGCGUUGGCAACUAAUGGAUAUUAUCAAGUUCGGGUCUUUUCUCCAAAUUUCUUCGCUGAAAACCAUAUUAUCUUCUCACCACUUAUCUGCGAUUUUAUUACAUCCGUCGCACUUCUGAUCAGCUUCUUCUUGACUCCAGAAUAUUUGAAAGAAAUCCGAAUCUUCCGUUAUUACGUUAACCGCUUCUGUGCUCACGUCGAUGCUCCAAUGGCAGAGCAUCGAAAGAAAAGUGCCAAAAAGCAGAAAGAUGAGAAGAAGAUUUCAUUGACUAACAAUCUCGAACUUGGAGUUGCUUCACCAGUCUACGCCGACUAA
Caenorhabditis bovis is the source of this 1041-nucleotide messenger RNA. NCBI's taxonomy places the organism in Eukaryota, Metazoa, Nematoda, Chromadorea, Rhabditida, Rhabditidae. The record is from the annotation of a GenBank genome assembly.